Molecule: messenger RNA, 2103 nt
Organism: Castor canadensis (American beaver)
Lineage: Eukaryota; Metazoa; Chordata; Mammalia; Rodentia; Castoridae
Source: RefSeq, a predicted model, not a curated record
AUGUCCCAGGUGAUGUCUGGUUCCCUGCUAGCGGGAGGCCAUACAGUCAGCUUGGCUUCCUGCGAGGAACCCAGGACAGCCCUGCGUCCAGCACCUAGCCCCAGCCUGCCGCCUCAGUGUCCUUACUACACCACCGAAGGCUGGGGAGCACAGACCCUGAUGGCCCCCGUGCCCUGCAAAGGGCCCCCCACCAGGUUCCCGCAGGCCCUGCAGUCUGAGGCCAAAGCCCACUGCCUCCUGCAGUCUCCUGGUGAGCAGGCCUCAGGGACUCCACAGGACCUUGAUUCCUACAUUGACUUCUCGCUGGAGAGCCUCAAUCAGAUGAUCCUAGAACUGGAUCCCACCUUCCAGCUGCUUCCCUCAGGGACUGGUGGCCCCCAGGCUGAGCCUGCCCAAAGUACCACCUCAAGGAGCAAGAAGGAGGAACCUGAAGCACUGGACAUAAAGUAUAUUGAAGUGACCUCCACCAGAUCAAGGUGCCACGAUGGCCUCCAGCGCUGCUCCAGCCCGUCUGUCACCCCACCCUGUGGUUCCCCACGCAGUGGUGGCUUCCUCCUUUCCAGAGACAUCCCCCGAGAGACUCGAAGCAGCAGUGAGAGCCUCAUCUUCUCUGGGAGCCAAGGCAGGGGUCCAUCUUCUCGCCCCUCCCCUUCCCCCAGCAUCUCCAUCCCUUGCCAGGGGAGCAGGGCCUCAGGCUCCCCACUGGUAGCUUCUCCAGGCUUGGAGAAAGGACUGAGAGCCCUGACCCCACAGCAGGGCAGCAGGGUCUCUGUGCUAUCAGCCAGUCCAGCCUCAGAUGUCAGCUAUGUUUUUGGAAGCAGCCAGUCCCUCCUCCACUCCAGCAUCUCCAGCCAUCAGUCGUCUUCUAGAUCCUUGGGAAGCCCAGCUAGCUCUAACUCCAGCCUCCAUAGCCUUGGUCCAGUGUCCCUGUGUGUGAAACCCAGUGACAUCCAAGCCCCCAGCAACCCUACCCUGAGCGUGGGUCAGCCCAAAGCAGCCCACUCCCCCACAGUGGCCAAAGAGCAGGCCAGCAGCUGCCCCCCAUCCAUCACCAACUCCAUGGUGGACAUACCCAUUGUGCUGAUUAACGGCUGCCCAGAACCACAGUCUCCCCCACCUCAGCGGACACCAGGACACCAGGGCUUUGUCCAGCCUGGAACUACUUCUCCCAGCCACCCCUGUCAAGCCAAGAGCCACAGCCAGACCCUACCAGAUGCUGCCUUCUCCACAUCCCCAGAAGGUCCUGCCAGGGACAUGCAGCCCAACAUGAAAUUUGUGAUGGACACAUCUAAAUACUGGUUUAAGCCAAGCAUCACCCGAGAGCAAGCAAUUGAGCUGCUGAGGAAGGCGGAGCCAGGCACUUUCGUCAUCAGGGACAGCUCCUCCUACCGAGGCUCCUUCGGCCUUGCCCUGAAGGUGCAGGAGCCCCCAGCAUCUGCCCAGAGCCGACCAGGUGAGGAUGGCAGUGACCUUAUCCGACACUUCCUCAUUGAGUCUUCUGCCAAAGGGGUGCAUCUUAAAGGAGCAGAUGAGGAGCCCUACUUUGGGAGCCUGUCUGCCUUCGUGUGCCAGCAUUCCAUCAUGGCGCUGGCCCUGCCCUGCAAACUCGUCAUCCCACAAAAAGAAUUGGGAAGUGCAGAUGGGACCUCCGACUCCUCUGCAGACAGCCCCACCUCUUGCCUGAAGAAAUCUGCCGGUUGUCAUACCUUGUUCCUGACCUCUGUGAGUGUGGAGACCCUGAGUGGAGCCCUGGCCGUGCAGAAGGCCAUUUCAACCACCUUAGAGAGGGAUGUUCUCCCCACGCCCACCGUGGUGCACUUCAAAGUCACUGAGCAGGGCAUCACCCUGACAGAUGUCCAAAGAAAGGUGUUUUUCCGGCGCCAUUACCCACUCAUCACCCUCCGCUUCUGUGGCAUGGAUCCUGAAGAACGGAAGUGGCAGAAGUACUGCAAGCCCUCCCGGAUCUUCGGAUUUGUGGCCAAGAGCCAGACUGAACCACAGGAGAACGUGUGCCACCUCUUUGCAGAAUAUGACGCAGUCCAGCCAGCCUCCCAGGUCAUCAGCCUGGUGGAAGUUCUGCUUCAGGACACAGAUAAGAUGUAG